Messenger RNA from Peronospora belbahrii, 282 nucleotides. Lineage: Eukaryota; Oomycota; Peronosporomycetes; Peronosporales; Peronosporaceae. The record is from the annotation of a GenBank genome assembly.
AUGGAAGUUGAUGAUGGAGGCGCUGAAAAGGUCAACCCGGAGGAAGACUCAGCAACCAAGUCAGUAAAGCCAUCAAAGAAGCUUAACGACAAUGAUGACAAGACUAAAGACAACAAGAACAAGCAGCUUUGUCGUGAGUCAUAUCAUAUCACCCCUACUACUGAGCACAAGGUUGUUCCCAAGAAGGAUGACGAGUAUCGCAACUUCUCGUCUUAUUCGCUCAGUAGUUCGUCCGUUGCACGAGCACACGUCGCCGCUACGAAGACUCAGCUGAUUGACUGA